This is a messenger RNA of Plectropomus leopardus (leopard coralgrouper), 1142 nucleotides long. NCBI's taxonomy places the organism in Eukaryota, Metazoa, Chordata, Actinopteri, Perciformes, Serranidae. The record is from RefSeq and is a predicted model, not a curated record.
GUCAUCACACAACAACCAAUCACACGGCAACGAAGAUGGCGGACUCGGAGUUGAGUGUCAGGAGCUGUCGAGAAUUGUGGACCAUUUUGUUGGGAAGAUCUGCACUGCGAGAGCCGGCUCAGAUAGAGGCAGAGCUUGACAGACACUGGGACAGACUGCACCAAGGACUCAAUUACUAUAAACCUCCCAGCUCAUCCUCUGCUGCGAAAGUGAAGGAUAACAAAGAUGUCGCACAGCCCUUGAAGGAUUUUGGUCUGAGGAUCAGUAAAUUGUUGGGUCUUGAUGAGCAACAGAGUGUGCAGCUUUUACAAUGCUACCUACAGGAGGACUACAGAGGAACCCGUGAUUCGUUGAAGGUUGUUCUCAAGGAUGAGCGACAAAGCCAGGCACUGCUGCUGAAGGUGGCAGACUAUUAUUACGAGGAGCGCAUGUGUCUGCUCAGAUGCGUCCUACUCUUGCUGACGUACUUUCAGGAUGAGCGACAUCCCUACAGGGCUGAGUACUGUAACUGUGUCAAUAAACUGGAGAAGGACCUGGUAAGCAAAUACCAGUCGCAAUUUGAGAACCUCUUCAAAGCAGAAGCACCAACAUGGGAAACUCACGGAAACCUCAUGACGGAGAGGCAGGUGUCUCUGUGGUUCCUGCAGUGUCUGAGAGAACAGUCUCUGCUGCUGGAGAUCAUCUUUCUGUAUUACGCCUACUUUGAGAUGAGCCCCUCUGACUUGCUGAGCUUCACCAAGAUGUUCAAGGAGCAAGGCUUUGGUUUGCGGCAGACCAACAGACACCUAGUGGACAAGAGCAUGGACGCACUUGUCGACCGCAUCGGAUAUUUGAGCUCUCUUAUUCUGGUUGAGGGAAUGGACAUCGACUUCCUGCACAAGUGUGCCCUGGAAGAUUGUACAGAGCAGCAUCAGUUCUCCAGUUCUCCUGACGUCAUCAAGGAGAUGGAUCAGCUGCUGUUGACAUUUGGUGACAUCCCUCAUCACGCACCGGUGCUGCUGGCCUGGGUCCUGCUGAGACACACUUUGCGACCAGACGAGUCCAGCCCCGUGAUCAGGAGGAUAGGCAACACGGCCCUGCAGCUGGGGGUGUUUAAGUACAUUUCAACCAUGCUGAAGGGCCUGGGAGUCUCAGGGAAUAAU